AUGAACGUAUCUUCGCCCUUAGAACAGCUACUUCAAAGCUUUGCAGUGGCGACAGUGAGCGAUAGACGAGCAUUCCUGGAAGCAGUUGUGCGACAAUGCAAUGUGCGCGAGCUAAGUGAACUAGAGGCAUUGCUGCUUCCACGCUUGAAAGUGGACUUUUUGCAUCGGCUUCCGAUGGAAGUAGCAUUGCAUGUAUUGACGUUCCUAGACGAUCCACGCUCACUUGCCAGUACGGCGGCCGUGAGUCGUGCUUGGUACCGUCUUUCUACCGAUGAAUAUAUCUGGGGUCUUAUGUGUGUGCGACAUGCGUUUCACACGCCCCAGCGCCUUCGUUGGAUGACAACUUCGCUGUUGACGCCGAGUGCGUGGAGUGAUGCUGAUGGCACUGCGCACAUGCGCAUGUGUGCGAAUGGUCAUCAUAGCAACAACGGCAGCCAUGCAAGUGCGACAAAAAGACACGAUGUGUCAGCUAUGGAUGUGGAUGAGGGCGGCAGUCGCCUGCGAAGACGGCGCUCGUUCUUUGCCGAUGUGGGUGCGAUGCCGCCGCCCGCAUCAGCUGCAAGCGUGUCACUUCGCGAAUACUUUCGCCUCGCGUACAUGGUGCAGCAAGAGUGGCUGCGUGGUGGGCGCGUGCUGCGGUCAUAUGAGACGACGGAACUUGCUGAUGCAGAUCCUGAUCCGAACCGGCGGCUUGCGCUUACUUGUUGUGCUAUGGACGAGGAGUGGAUUAUCGCAGGCAUGACGAAUAGCACGAUUUUCGUGUUUUCAUCGCGCACAGGCAAGUUGGAGCGCGUGCUCCGUGGGCACGAAAGUGGCGUCUGGUGUUUGAUGCUGGCCACAGGCACACAUGACGCUGCAGGUGCAGACGCAAUGCCGUUGCCGCCAGCAUCGGCUGCUGAUGAUGGACGAGGUGAGCUCGUUUGCGUGCAUGCUGAUCGUCGGCCUAGUGUGCAUCUGUCUCUUGAGCAGCAUGGCGGACUUGCCAUCCACGAUGCAGCCUAUGUGGCACAGCAGAGUGCCGACACAGAUGUUGCUUGUGCACGCACGAGAGGCUGGGGCCAGCGAGGCACGCGCCUCGUAAGUGCCGGCUCCGAUCGAAGUCUGCGUGUAUGGAAUGUCCACACUGGCGAGUGUGAGAAUGUGCUCCGUGGACACACAUCGACGAUCCGAUGCGUGCAUGUCGUGGCAGGACAGCCUGUGGCCGUGACGGGAUCGCGUGACGGAACAUUGCGUGUGUGGGAUCUGGAGCUGGGUCAGAUCCGGCAUGUGCUAGCGGGGCACCAGCACUCGGUGCGAUGCUUGGCGGUGCAGGGCAACGUGGUGGCUAGUGGCAGCUACGACUUUACGUGCCGGCUUUGGGACUGGACCACCGGCCGCUGCCUGCAUGUACUGAAAGGCCACCAAUUGCAAAUCUAUGCGAUAGCCUUUGACGGCGUGUAUGUGGCGACGGGCAGCUCCGACUCGACCGUGCGUGUGUGGGAUGCAGCGACCGGUGCAGCUCUUGCCGUGUUCCAUGGCUACACACACGUCGUCGCGCAGAUCCAGUUGGAUGGAAACAUGCUUGCGACGGGCAGUAGCGAUGGGCGCGUGAUUGUGUAUUCGCUGGCGACAAUGGAGUGCAUGUAUCGGAUUGUGGCGCAUGAGAGUGGCGUCACCACACUACAAAUGAAUGAGCGCUAUCUUGUGACGGGUGGCUCAGAUGGCCUUGUGAAGCUGUGGGACGCACAGAGUGGCCGAUACAUACGCACGCUGUGUGAGCCGUGUGGGGCAAUAUGGUGUGUGAGGUUUAUGGACGAUAUAUGCGUGGUGCUAGGCAAGCGGCACGGACGGUGCGCCGUGGAUGUAGUGUCAUUCCGACCACCUGCCCUGUAUAAGAGUACACAGAUGGGCGAGCAGCAGCUGGGCGGCUAG
Malassezia globosa CBS 7966 is the source of this 1911-nucleotide messenger RNA. RefSeq lists its product as uncharacterized. Lineage: Eukaryota; Fungi; Basidiomycota; Malasseziomycetes; Malasseziales; Malasseziaceae. Gene Ontology annotation, molecular function: protein binding. Bases 1 to 1911 code for a protein of 636 amino acids. The transcript has a single exon. The record is from RefSeq and is a predicted model, not a curated record.